AUGCAGCUUCCCACGAUCUUGUCCUUGGCUCUUGCAGCCGCUUCUCUCAGCGUUUUCGUCCAGGGCCGCCCGCUCCCUUGUCCCGAUGCGAAGCGUGAUGAUAUCCUGAACGGCAAGGCCAACCCCGAGAUCUGCUGCUCCUACGGUAUCUGCAAAGGCGACGUCGUCGUCAGGAGCGGUUGA
This is a messenger RNA of Colletotrichum graminicola M1.001, 183 nucleotides long. RefSeq lists its product as uncharacterized. The record is from RefSeq and is a predicted model, not a curated record. The transcript is spliced from 2 exons. NCBI's taxonomy places the organism in Eukaryota, Fungi, Ascomycota, Sordariomycetes, Glomerellales, Glomerellaceae. The coding region runs from base 1 to 183 and encodes 60 amino acids.